Messenger RNA from Lycium ferocissimum, 1542 nucleotides. RefSeq lists its product as uncharacterized. The transcript has a single exon. The record is from RefSeq and is a predicted model, not a curated record. Bases 43 to 834 code for a protein of 263 amino acids. Lineage: Eukaryota; Viridiplantae; Streptophyta; Magnoliopsida; Solanales; Solanaceae.
ACAACCAUCCAAACCAGGUGUAACAUUUUCUUUCAUAUAUAAAUGUCUCUCGAUUUCCAAGAAAUAUAUCCGUUAGAAACUUCCAAAACUUUUAAAAAGUCCACUUUUUUCAUACUCCAAAAUCUCAUAUUUCCUCCAUCACCGGCAACAACCCACCAGAAAGCACCCGACCCGACCCGUUUUAUUGCCAUGACUUCCAGUCUAAGCCCACUAGGAACAGCUCUAACAAUAAUAUUCAUCAUCUCAUUACUAGCUUUGUUCACUCAGCUCUUAUUUCUCCUCUGGCGUCGUCGUCGUCGCCGCAAUAAUAUUCCAAUUCAUGUUCAUGAAAAUGUUCAAGAACCUUCUUCUUCAUCUUCCAAAGAGCUUCUUCUCUUUUUAUUCUGUCUUAAAACACAAGAAACGAAUGUCUCUCGGGUCGAACCCGACCCGGACCCGAACCCGAGUUCCCACGAUCUGGUGGAAAUGGAGCUUAUUGAUUUUUUGAAGCUACAUGAUAUGUAUGGACCAUCGAGAUUUCUGUUUACGAUAAACGAAGAAGAGAGAGAAGAUUUGGAAUCGGAGAAAUCGGAUGAGAAAAUGAAGAGUAUGAGCUUAAAGGAGUGUGUGAAAAUUGAUGAAGAGUCGCCGGAAAACUCGCCGGAAAACUUGCCGGAGUUGCCGGAAGUGAUGCCGGAGUUGCCGAAAAAGGAGUUAGUUGGCGAAGAGUUGCCGGAGGAGGUGGCAAUUGAUUAUGAUUCUAUGGAGAAUAAAACGACUCCGUUUUCAACUCCUUGCGAUUCGCCGUUUUACUUAACUCCGGUGGCUUCUCCGAGUUGUGAAGGGGUCGUUUAGAAGCUGAUUAGAGUUAUGCGGGUGUUAAGUAAUAUAAGGAUUAGUUAUGAAGGAAUUUAUAUACUAUUUUAUGCACGAAUUAGUUAUUUAUAUAAUAGUUAUUUCACUUUUUAUCCUGCAUAAAAUAAUAUAUAGAUUUCCUCAUAACUUAUUUAUGUAUUAGUUAUAUACGAGCUUUUAAAUUGCAAACCAAAUAUCGACUUUGCCUGUAUUGGUGUUAGUCAGCGAAGAGUUGCCGGAGGAGGUGGUUGCGGCGGCAACUAAUAAUGAUGCUAAUUCUACGGAGAGUAAAACGACGUCGUUUUACUUAACUCCAGUAGCUUCUCCAACUCGUGAAGUAAGCUUAUAAAAUGUCAUUGUUAUGCAGCGUCGGCAGGGGGAUCCAUAAUUUGAAAUUUAUAGGUUCCUACAGCAAUAUCAAAUUACUUUACAAUGAUAACUAGGUGCACAAUCGAAUAUAUAUAAUACAUAUAUAGGAUAUGAGCAAAUUACUGAGUUCCCGAAAACCCGUAGUGGAAGAGCUGGAUCGGCUGCUGAUCGCCGGCCGGCUUUGCCGAGCUGUAGUAGGAAAUCUUUUGUAUGGUUUGAUUUUGACAUUUUACCUUAUUGGUUUCUAUUUUUCCCCUUGGUUGUAUAUUUAUGUUAUUGUUGUGUCGCUAGAACUUUCUAAGAAAUUUUGAGGUGACCAGAACUAUAUAUUUUUAGUAU